AUUGUCAGAACCUCGACAGUCGCCAAUGAGGUUAUGUUAUGGUUAUAGAGGGCCGUUUGUUUUGUUGUGUUUACACAAAUCUAUAAUUUAGUAGAAAUGAAGAUAAACCGGCAUAAAAAAGUGAACAAAUAUUUAAAUUUUUACUGCAACAAUUUCGGUUUUCGUAAACCAUUUCAAAUUUUAAUAGAUGGCACGUUUUGUUAUGGUGCUCUUAAGAACAAACUGAACAUACAAGAGCAGUUGCCGAAAUAUCUAGGUGAUGUGAAGUUACUGACUACCCCUUGUGUCAUUGUUGAGACGGAAUUACUUGGUAAGGUAGCAUUUGGUGCGAUGAGGGUUGUAAAACAGUUCUCAGUGCAUCGUUGCAGUCAUACCAACCAACCUGUCAGCGGCUCGCAGUGCUUCCAAUCUAUGCUCGGAGAGAAUAAUCCUUCCAGAUACAUAAUAGCCACACAAGACCGAGAUCUGCAGGAGAUUGUAAGAAAUAUACCUGGAACACCACUGAUAUAUCUACACCAGAGAACUCCACAUCUGGAAGAGCCUUCUCCUCUGACGGCCAGAAUGGCUCUCGAGAAGACAAAUCAAAGGUUUGGUGUAAGUCAACUGGACAGCAUGAAACUGUCUGCCUUGAAAACUGCAACUUUUGGUGAAGAAACGAAAGUUACUUCAAAGAAGAGAAAGAUGAAAGGAGGUCCGAACCCUUUGUCUUGCAAGAAAAAGAAGAAGUCUCUUGCAGGAAAUAAAGAACCGAUCACAACGGAAAAUUCAGACAAACCACGCAGAAAGAGGAAAAGAAUAAAACUAGCAAAACAUGUAAAAGAAUAUUUAAUUCAUAACUCGUGUUAAAACAGUUUUUAUCGUAAUAAAGUUUUUACAUUAUA
Homalodisca vitripennis (glassy-winged sharpshooter) is the source of this 881-nucleotide messenger RNA. RefSeq names its product rRNA-processing protein UTP23 homolog. Bases 97 to 846 code for a protein of 249 amino acids. Gene Ontology annotation, cellular component: nucleolus; small-subunit processome. The transcript has 5 exons. The record is from RefSeq and is a predicted model, not a curated record. Gene Ontology annotation, molecular function: small ribosomal subunit rRNA binding. Lineage: Eukaryota; Metazoa; Arthropoda; Insecta; Hemiptera; Cicadellidae.